GAGAGAGAUAAAAUAAGCAACAGAGCGAGAUAGAGAGAGAAUAGAGACCAAGAGAGAAGAGACGUUUGAUUAUUAAGUUAUUAACAGAUAGUUAAGUAACUUACUAGUCAUGGGUUAUAUCGAUGGAAAAUGGGCACCGCUGAUCAUGAUUACCGUGAUUAACACAAUUAAUGGGAUGGUUAACGCUUUGAUUAAGAAAGUUCUGGAUGGAGGCAUUAAUCAUAUGGUUAUUGCUACCUAUCGUUUGGGUAUUUCCACCUUUUUCCUUCUUCCGAUCGCUUAUUUUUGGGAACGGAAAACAAGGCCGAAGCUAACUGCAAGCGUCUCGUUUCAGCUUUUCGUCAGUGCCCUUUUUGGGGCGAGUUUGAUGCAAUAUUUCUAUUUGCUUGGCCUAAGCUACACUUCUGCCACCUUGGGAUCUGCUUUCUGGGGAACAUUGCCUGCCAUCACUUUCAUUAUGGCUUUAAUAUUUCGAUUCGAAAAGCUAAAUAUGAAAACAAAAGCAGGAUACGGCGUCGUUCUUGGAGCUAUGAUAAGCUUAGCAGGUGCUUUAACUCUUACGAUGUACCAAGGCGUUCCAUUAUCGAACUCUCAAGAAUAUGCAACGAUUUUAAACAUCCACAAAGGACAUGAGAAUUGGAUCAAAGGCUGUUUUCUUUUAUUCAUAGGAGUUAUACUUUUCAGUUCCUGGAUGCUUAUACAAGCCAAGAUCAACUCGAGCUACCCAUGUCCAUACUCGAGUACGGUUAUAUUAUCAGUCUUUGGUACGCUUCAGUGUGCUCUUCUUAGCUUGAUCAAGACUAGACAUUUGGAAGAUUGGAUCCUCAGGGACAAACUCACAAUCAUCACCGUCAUUAUAGCGGGUGUUGUUGCACAAGGAAUGUGUACGGUAGGCAUAUCAUGGUGUAUCAAACAACGUGGGCCUGUCUUUACAUCAGCAUUCAGUCCUGUCACACUUAUGUCCGCAACCGUGUUCGAUUUCUUGAUACUUCAUCGUAUGAUUUAUUUGGGGAGCGUUAUUGGAUCUUUGGUGGUUGUGAUCGGUUUAUACAUAUUUCUAUGGAGUAAGAGCAAACAAAUAGUUGACUGUAAGAUCGUGAAGUUGCCUACAAGUACGGUGGAAGAAGAAAAAGAAGAGGAAGACCAUACCAAUGUUAACAAAUUAGGCCGUCUUUUGGUUAUCCCCAUGACCCCUUGAUGUACCAACAUGUCCUACGAAUCACCUAAGAAGAAGAGAAGAAAACUGAUCAUUUGAUUGUUAUUGGAAUAUGUUAUCACUUGUGCGAUGUUCAACUUUGGAUUUUACUUUCAAAUUGCUUAAUUUUGAUAUUGUAAUUUGUUUAUAAAAAUAAAUAGUAUCAAAAAUGGACUUAAUUGAUUGGAC
Molecule: messenger RNA, 1384 nt
Organism: Eruca vesicaria subsp. sativa (arugula)
Lineage: Eukaryota; Viridiplantae; Streptophyta; Magnoliopsida; Brassicales; Brassicaceae
Source: the annotation of a GenBank genome assembly